GUUGGGUGGGGGAGGAGCCUUAGAAAAUGGAUGUGAUCCAGUAGUUGGCUAUGCGAACUAAAUAUUGUAGAAGUAGAAACUUUAACUUUACAUGAAUUCGCAAGUAGUCGUGUUUCUCCUUGGUUGUAGUGUCAUCUGUCUUCAAAGAUAACUUCUAUCUACAUGAAGACUUACAGUCGUGUUUCAAACUUAUUUUUAGGCCAAUAAAAGAACCACCAUGGCUGCUUGUGACGAGGAUGGGGCUGGCGCUAGCGGCGUUGUUGAGGAGCAGUUUUCUAAGGUGAUCGACAAGCACGUGGUUUGCGGUAGUCAUUUUGCAGGUGUGCUUGAGGGCGACGGGGGUUAUGUCGAUCAAGUACAACACCAACGGACUGGAAAAGGAAAAGCACAGAAGAUACGAAGUCGACCGUUACUCGAACAAAUGGAUGGUGUUGUGUUGGACUAUUGCCUGUCAUCUGCUGAAUGUCGUGCUUUGAUCGAGCGAGCCGAAGCGGUUUCAGGUGCAGGAGCAUUUUCGCCUUGGAACGAUUCGGAGAACAAGGAUAACAGUGCUUCGAGUUCGAGUUCUUCUAGUUCUAGUUCGAGUUCGAGUACUAGUCCUAGUUCUAGAAUAGAUAGCGUUGAGUCUAAAAACAGUGAUCACGACCUUGAAGAUGCUGAUCAUCCCGACGCACCAACUGCUCGUGAGCCUUGUCAACAGGACGAGACCACGAGAAGUGCCUUUCGUGUAGCCGACACUUGCGAAGUCGCUGCUGACGCUCUAGCGGACACGAUUUUCAGCAGAAUAAAACAUCUAGUGCCCCAACGCAAGAGUUUCAACGACGAAGACGCUGAGGACUACGAACCGGAUUUACAAGGCGAGUGGGUUCUAGAUACUCUGAAUCCAACGUUUCUCUUUGCGCGCUAUCGCAACGGGGGACACUUUUCGCCGCAUACAGAUGGAACCACAGUAUUCGACUUCAACAAAAGGACAUUGUACACAGCGAUUAUUUAUCUGGACGACUUUGAUGAAGAUCUACUUGCUGAAGAUGUGCUGCCUGAAGAAGCUAUAAUUACAGUGAAUCAGGAGAAGCCUGAAGAAGAUCCAACAAGUAGACCGAGCACCAUACCUUCCGAGGUUGUAGAAGCUUGUUCUACUUCUAAAAGUGCGACGAGCUGCAAGCCUGAGUAUUUCAACCUGCCUGAGAAUUCAGGGGCAACGCGAAUAUUCAGGGAUGCUCAGAUAUGGGAGAAAUUGGAAGUUGUUGAGGAGGAACUGGAGGACGGUAAGGAUAGGCAGCUCAUGAUCAAGCGUGUUGUCGGUAAUGAGGACCAUGUGGCGGGUGUAAUCGUUGAGGAGGAACUAGAGGACCUGGAGGACGAGGCUGGACAAGAACAGGAACAAGAACGAAGGCUAAGCAGGACAGAAACAGAGAGCACUUCUACGGGUAGCACUCCGUCGAAUUCUGAACACAAUCUAUAUGGUAAGGAUAUUUGUGCGACUCGUACUAGCCGUAGGAGUAGCACUGAUAACGGAAACGGUAAGGAUAAGCAAGUCAUGAUCAAGCGUGUUGUCGGUAAUGAGGACCAUGUGGCUGAUGUAAUCGUGCCCAAGAGUGGUCGGAUUUUGGUCUUCUAUCAUCGGCUGAUGCACGAGGGCUUACCAGCUCGCAAGAAGCAUAUCAUUCGCACUGACUUAGUUUUUCGAAGAGAAGUGCCACUGUUGACUUCAGCACAGGACCAGGAGGCAUUCCGCUACUAUCAAGAAGCUGAGGCGCUUGCGGAAGCGGGGAAGCAGAGAGAGGCGAUGGAAAAAUUUAGAUGGGCUUUUGGGUUGAGUCAGGAACUGAAAAGGAUAUAUCGAAUGUAAGUGUAACCAUGCUGGUUUUCUACUUUCUGGUGACAGGAUGCCUUUGCUUAAUUAUUCUGAAGAUUCAUUGUUAAAAAUAAUUACAACCCCUACAACGCUCCCACCACGACUUCCCCAGACAUUUUCCUGUACAGAAUAAGAACAAAAUCAACAGAGCAACGAAAUUCGAUUACUAGGAG
This is a messenger RNA of Amoebophrya sp. A25, 2028 nucleotides long. Lineage: Eukaryota; Dinophyceae; Syndiniales; Amoebophryaceae. The record is from the annotation of a GenBank genome assembly.